AUGUUUGACGUUAGCUCCACCUCCCGCACCAGCUCAGGCUCCUUCCCUGCCAGUGAGGUGACGUUCCAGGAGGCAGUACGCCCGGAUACCCGCUCCUGCCUCCCUACCGCGUCUCCAACAUUCAAAACUUCACCGCUGCCACCUGCCAAACCUUCUCCCAUCCCUUUGCCCAAAAACCUGCCAUCUCCUCCAGCAGCAGCAGCAGCAGUACCAUCUCACCAGACUAGACUCCCCCUGCCUCCCUCUCUCCCCCACACCACAGACCCGCUGUUUGAGCACCAGCCUUUCAUUGUAACUUGGAACAUUCCUGCUCUUGUGUGCAACAAGUAUAAUAUCUCGCUGGACACCUCGCCCUUUAAAGGAGUGGCCACGCCUGCUAAGGUUCCAGGACAGUUCUUGUCUCUGUUCUAUACAGACCGACUGGGUCUUUACCCCCACGUAGACCUCACAAGUAGAAAACAGUUCUAUGGUGGCAUCCCUCAGAGAGGAAACCUUAGAGCCAGCAUGAACAAGGCCAGAGCCGAUAUUAACUACUACAUCCCAUCCAAGACGACCAGGGGCCUGGCCGUGAUAGACUGGGAGGAAUGGCGCCCCCUGUGGGACAGAAACUGGGGCACAAAGAGAAUCUACCAGACUUUGUCAGUGGCUCAUGCUAUGCAGACAAACCGCUCUCUGACAGUACAGCAGGCCACAGAAAAAGCCAAGCAGCAGUUCCAGGAGGCUGCAAAGAGCUUUAUGUCCGGGAUGUUGUCAAUGGGCAGAACUAUGAGACCCAACUACCUGUGGGGCUUCUACCUGUUUCCCAACUGCUACAACUACGGCUGGCAUGAACCUGACUACACCGGCCACUGCUCCAAGGAGGCGAGGAGGCAAAAUGACGAGCUGUUCUGGCUGUGGGAGUCCAGCACUGCCCUCUACCCUUCUGUGUACCUGCAGGAAUCCCUAGCAGACAGCCCCAAAGCGGCCCUGAUGGUGAGAAACCGUGUCCAGGAAGCUUUGAGAGUGUCCGCCCUGCCCAGACGGACUACCUCUGCACCUGUGUUUGUUUACACACGACCUGUCUUUGUUGACCAGAAUAGACGCUUCCUCAGCCAGGGGGAUCUGGUCAGCACCAUCGGGGAGAGCGCAGCAGUUGGAGCGUCUGGCGCUGUAUUGUGGGGGGCCAGUGCCGACUAUGAUGACCAGACUUCCUGUAAAGCUCUCUCAUCCUACCUCACGUCCAGCCUCAACCCUUACAUCACCAACGUCACUGCGGCCGCCCAGCUGUGCAGCAGCUUCCUGUGCGGCGGGAACGGCCGCUGUGUCCGAAAGAACUACAAGUCCAAUCACUACCUCCACCUGAACCCUGUGAGUUUCAGGGUUGUGCGUAUUCAGAAACGCUACCUCGUUCUCGGGCGACCCACCUUCGCCGACCUGAAGACUCUGAGCAGGAGGUUUACCUGUCGGUGCUACAGAGGACUGAGCUGCAGUCCCAGGACGCACAGAGAGCUCGCCAAGGCCCUGAUGUUUAGUCUGAAGCAAGGACUGUUCAAAAAAUCCCACACUCUGACUAAAACUGCGUUAGAUGACACACAGCAGACCAGUAUUACAAAAGAUAGUGUUAAAAAGAGCUUAAAUGUUUAG
Stegastes partitus (bicolor damselfish) is the source of this 1623-nucleotide messenger RNA. Its product is annotated as hyaluronidase PH-20-like. Gene Ontology annotation, biological process: hyaluronan catabolic process; carbohydrate metabolic process. Gene Ontology annotation, molecular function: hyalurononglucosaminidase activity. The record is from RefSeq and is a predicted model, not a curated record. The transcript has 8 exons. Bases 1 to 1623 code for a protein of 540 amino acids. Gene Ontology annotation, cellular component: acrosomal vesicle. Lineage: Eukaryota; Metazoa; Chordata; Actinopteri; Pomacentridae.